UCUGAGCCUUCACUUUUCAAUUAUUAUGCUGUCUGCUGUUGAAUUACUUGUCAUGUCGUAAUAAUUGUGUUAUUUCUGUUAUUAUUGUGCGUCUUCGAAGUGAUCAUCGCGGGGUAUGUCGCAAGUAGCUGUUUCCCACAAAGCCCGCGAGAGUCCUGCAAUGGAGCGCAACAUCCACGAAAUGCUGAAGGACGCUCCUGCGAUGAACGACAGCAACAACGCCGUUCACUCGGGGACCACCCCUCCGUCGCCGCCGCGGGUCUACAUCCCGCACCCCACCACGCUGGCCAUCACCAACACCACAGCGCCGUCGACGGUCCCGGGCACGCCGACCAGCCCCACCCAGAACGGGGACCCCCAGGUGGUCAAGUCGCAGCAGUCCAAGAUCGAGACCAUAAAGAACUGGAGCAUCUCCACGUACAAGUGCACGAAGCAGCUCAUGUUCGAGAAGCUGGGCAAGACCUCGAGGACCGUGGACUCUGAACUGGAGGCGCAGAUAGAGCAGCUACGGGACACGCAGAGGAAGUACUCGAACGUGCUGCGUCUGUCGCGGGCCCUGGCCAGCCACUUCUACCACGUGGUUCAGACCCAGCACGCCCUGGGGGAGGCGUUCUCCGACCUGGCCCAGAAGUCCCCGGAGCUGCAGGAGGAGUUCCUGUACAACGCGGAGACCCAGCGCAACCUCACCAAGAACGGCGAGACGCUGCUGGGGGCCCUCAACUUCUUUGUGUCGUCCGUCAACACGCUGUGCAACAAGACCAUCGAGGACACGCUGCUCACCAUCCGCCAGUACGAGGCGGCCAGGAUAGAGUACGACGCCUACAGGACGGACGUGGAGCUGCUGGCGCAGGCGCCGCGCACGGAGGCCAGCGCGGCUCGCCUGGAGGAGGCACAGCUCAGCUACGACCGGCACAAGACUCACUUCGAGAAGCUGCGCUCCGACGUCUCCGUCAAGCUGAGGUUCCUGGACGAGAACAGGAUCAAGGUGAUGCACAAGCAGCUGCUGCUGUUCCACAACGCGGUGUCGGCGUACUUCUCGGGCAACCAGGCGGCGCUGGAGGCCACGCUCAAGCAGUUCAACAUCAAGGUGAAGUCCCCCAACACCGGCGCCCCCUCCUGGCUGGAGCAGUAGUGCCGCCCGCCAAGCCUCCGGUCCCUGUGGAGGAGGGGCUAUUCAAGAUGUCAGGAAAUGAUUCGUCGACACUCCAAUAGGUACAGUUAUGACUCGGUUUAAGGAUGCAUGUGAUCCUGAAGACUCAGUUUUUGCAGGGUUGGUACGAGUUUGCGAGAUGCGCAAGGGUAGGAAAGGCUGUAUCAUUUUUGUAUGGAAGGUUAGCGCUUAGUGUUAUGGAAACAAGUUAUUUUUAUGAAAUAAGAAACUGUAGCAGCCUGAUGUUGAUAUGCCAUUCCUGUUUGAUAAGCUACUUUGACUUGGAAUUUAAACUUUUUAGCAGUAUUUAUAAACAUUUUUUUAAUGUUAAAUUUAAAUUAAGUUAUAUGUUGAGUACUGUGUGUGUGUCGCUUCAUCAUUGCUUAAAGUAAUCAUUCCACUUUUCCCUCUCUCUUCCGGGGUAGUGCAAAUGGUUAGUGUACUAUAUUAACACAUAUUGUUGCAUCAAUUAAAAAAAAAAAAAUUUAACCCAGUUUAUUUUAAAAUGAAGAACAGGUUUCUUCCGCGUGAAUAAAUGUCAGUCGUGAAUAAAUGUCAGUGUUGAUCUUAAAAUGAGCUAAGGAAUGUGAAUCAGAAUAUUUUGAUCAGAUCUGAAAUUUUGAGAAUCUGAACUGGAUUUUGAAUUGAAAGAUUCCUAUAGUUUAUGAAUUUACCUAAUUUUAUAGAGGAUGAUGCCUGCAUUGUCCACAAAAAAAUUAAAUUUUUAUAAUAAUGCAGACUAUAAAAGAUAUUAAACAAAUAAUUAUAUUUUCAAACAUACAGCAGUUGUCAAGAAAAGUAGAAUCCAUGGCACACUACUUGAAUAGUGAGGUACUCUUAAAUACAAAACCAAACCUCCGUUAUGUGUUUAGUACUUUUUACUCAUGAUGACCUAUAUCAUAUGUGCUAAAAAAAGUAAGUGAUGUUUUCACAGUAACAUACACAGAACAGUUCUCAUAUUUUUUGGGAACGUGUAGCACUGAACACAUACAACUCAAAACAAAAUGGCAGCAUGGAGGAGGCUUUGUAGUUGUCAAGAGUACCUCGUUAUUCAAGUUGUGUGCAGUAGAUUGUACUUUUCACGAAGACCGCUUCGUGGCUGAAGAUUUGCGUGUUUUUGUCGCAAUUUUUUGUCUUGUACUUUUUGUAGUCUGCACGGGUGUUGAAGUAUCUCUUUCUAGCCACUUCUUGUUUUCAGUUCUUAAACAAGUUCCUGCUUUGAUAGCAGUCAAUGGUGUGUGGAUGUUGGUUUCGCUUUGGUCGAGUUGACACACUAUGCUACCGAUACAAGUGGCUUGUACUAGAAAGAGUAAAUUUAUUUGUAAAUAUGUAUUAUUAUUAAUAAUAUAUUUUCAUUAUUAUAAUGAUGGUAGCUUUCAAACCAAAGUUUUUUAAUUUGUCAUAUGACUUAUUGAAACAAAUGUAUUUUAUAUAUCUUGGAGGGUAGAGCCAAUCAAGUUGAAAAGCCCCAAAUUUAUUUUUUUAAAGUUUCAGAAAGGAAAUCAUUUGUUAAUGAAGUUAGGAUGCUAAAUUAAAAAAAAAAUUAAAUUAUGUGGUUCAUGCUUUUUGAAAUUUUUUUUUUUUUUGCUCCAUCAGCAUUACGUUUCCGAGUUUAUAUUAUGAAGUUCAGAGCAAGCCAAAUUGUAGUGAUCCAUUUUUAUGAUUAGGUUUGCCACAAUUCUGUCUCGUAAAAACCGAGACAUCAUUGUAAGGGCCUGAAUUGGGUGGAUUAUCAAAUUUUUUUCCCCUUCAUUAAUAACAUUUUUUUUAUAGUGGCACAAAAAAUGUCUAAUACACAGAUAAAUUGUUAUAAAAAAGCUUACUAUAUCUUGUAUCAAUUGUACUUGGCAGAAGAUUGUACUUAAUCAAGGUAUUUGUAAUUAUUUGUUUUGUGCUACAAUUGAGUUGUGAAAUUUAUCAUAUCUCACAUUGUAAAUGUCAUGAAUAGCUCUAACGGAGGAUGGUGUUUGUAUGAUGGCUAGAGUCUGAAUCUAAUAUAAUAUUAAAUUAUAAAAUAUAAUUAUAUGUAUAUCUAAAAGUAUUUAAUUUUUAGGGGAUCAUUACUGAACCGAUGGGACGACAUCCCUAGAUGUAACCCAUUGGCUAUAGCAGUUGUUCAGACUGGAGACAGGUGCAAUCCCUCUCUGCCUGCUGACUUAUUGUCGUUAACACUGUGGCACGUUGUGUGAUGUAAUUAGGUCUUGCACACUUCACCGCUCUUAAAGUAAAAUAUUUUAUGCCUGUGCUAAAUAUCGGUUACGGUGGGCCGCCACCGGUGAUUUUUUUGAGGUCACACAAAGUUCUGUUGUCUGCACUGUCCAUUCUGGUAGCGAGAUGUUGGCCCAAACUGGUGUUGCAAAUCUUGAAAGAAUAUUAUUAUUUGUAUCAUUAGAAGUUAGUAGUAGAAGAGUCAUGAUCAUGCCACAGUUUUUUUUUGGCAAAAUAUUUGCAGUGGCCAUUCAAUGGACUGGAAAGUUUAAUUAGUACAAAAUUCAAAUUUGUGAGGAGAACGGAGUGGCGACGAUGCAAGUUUGUAUGAUAAGUUUUUGAUUAAUAAUAAUAAGCUGUUUUUGAAACAACAGUUACUGGUUUGUUUGUAAUUUCGGUUUGUUACCUUCAAUGAAAGUGGUGAAUUCCAUCGUGUUGUGUGUGUAUUUGGAUCUUAAGCUUUAUCACUUAAAGACUUCUCCUACCAGUGGUAAGUAAACGAUACUAAUAAAGAUUAACUGUUGACAUGUUGACCCUGCCUUUAGAUGUGCGGAUGUUAACAUCGCUGUAAAGUUUGGCGAAUGAAUCUGUUUCUUACAAUUUUUUUUAGUUAGCUCUUAAUUAGAACGGUAAUCUAUAUCACUUAACGAUGUACUACCUUGCACUGAAGCAGAGUAUGGUUUGAUUCUGCGGGUUGAUUUUGAACACUAAUUUUGAGAUGUGACACAGCAGACAAUGAAAGUUGUGGAUAUUACGAUAGGAAAAGUUAAGUGAGUAUAAGCAUUUUUUUUUGUUAAGCAUAGAAUCUUUUGAGGACGACGUGAUGGUACGAGCAACUAUUUUGGACUGUAAUUAUCACAUUGUAGCUGUGUUAUAUUUUAAGAAUUGGUGCUCUGAAGCACAUACAUUAAAGGCUAACAAUGUAAUUUUUUACUAUAAUAAAUAGGAAAGUCUGAAAUAUUAGUGGCACAAUUAUUUUUGAACAGAAUUGCGUUAGAAACCAAAAUUAAUUAAAUUCUAAGAAUUAACCAACAUUACUGUGUAUGCAUGGUUAAUUUAAUGUUCACUGUGGCAAGGCACAUGGUUAACAAAUUUUCUCUCUCCAUAUUUAAUAUUUUUUUUUUUGAAAUGCUUAAACAAGAAACUAUAAUUUAAAAAUAAAGUUUUAGUUGCCAGUGAAAAUAAAUAAUUAUAUUUUACUGACAAAAUAGCCUAUUCUAAAAAUAGCUUUAUUCUGUAGCUUGCGAAUCUGACGGACUGAGACGGAACACAUUCUGUGUGUUGGUUUGUAGAUGUCAAACACAGCGUGUGUUCAUUAUCAGCCCACUGCUCAUACGUAUGUGCAAUUCUUAAUCGACAGAAAAGUAAGGGCGGGCAGUACUCGACAAGUAGAAUGUGAAAAGCGAGGUGUUUACGCAAGAUGUGGUAUAUAAGUUUGGAGUGUGCAUUUCAACGAGACCCGUCUCGCUUGUCUCAUGUGACGUAAAACUUUUGUUUACUUGAAGAAAAGCUCGUCAGUUCUAUUCCUUUUUGACCUCAUGCCCGGUGUUUGUAUUUAAGGCUAUCCCAAGUAUUCCAAAGUUUGUAAAAUUAAUUAUAAUUUUUUAAAAUUUAUUUAUAGUUGAAACCUGAUUGUAAAACUGAAUUUAAUUAAUUUAAAUUUAUUCUGGUGCGCCAAUUAAAGAUUAAAUUCUGUAGGAGAGUUUACACACUAGUUGUGUUUGAAAGAGUUGUUAAAUGCUGUAAACUGACAAUGCCGACACAUCAACACAAAUUCACACACUUCAAGUAACCAAAACCUAAAUUUUAAAAUCUGCCAAUUCCAAACACACUUAAUAGGUUUUGCAAUUAUUUUUUUUGUCACAUUUAUUACGACAGCAAACAUUUGAAUAAAAUACAAAUGAUACUUCCACAAUUUCUAGCACUUUACAGAGCAAAUGAGUUCAUGCAGAGAUAUGAGAUAAAUAAAAUAUUUUCAGCUUUCAUUAAGGCCAUUUUCUUGUAUGUUGUAAUUAAUAAUUUAUACAUGUAACACCAUAUUAUGUCGCAGCUGAAUCAUAACAAAAAUGCCCUCGCAACACAUGUUAUAUAAGUAUUUUAUAGCACAAACUCUUCAGCCAAAUAUCUUCUACUCCUCAGCAAAGUUUUAAGUGCAAACAUCAAGCAUUGGAUAUACAUAUUUAUUGAGAUAUAUAUAUAUAUAUAUAUCUCAAUAAAUAUGUUAACAUACAAGUAAAUUGGUUUACUUGCUACAUUUUAUUUAUAAUGUGAUGUGUCGUAAUCACAGUCUAAUGUGUGCACUCUAUCAUGGAAGUGAUUCUUAAUGUCGUUCUGUACUGUGUGGUGAUGGUGGUACUUACGGAGUUGAGUUUGUAUCAGAUUUUCAUUGCGACUUUGAUUUAGAGCUGCUACUGAACAACUUCAAAAACUUUUGUGGUUUUAAAUCAUGUACCUAUUUAUACUAGCUUGAAAGAGUUAGUUAAUAUUGGGAGUUUCGUUGCAUUUGUUUUGUACAGUAACCAAAUUCAUUGUUUUAUGUAGAAUAUUUUCUCAUUUUGUUCAUAGUUCUUUUUGUGAAGUGUAUUUUGUUGUAUUUUUAGUUUAUUUUAGUUGUGCUUGAUGAACUUAGUAAUUUGUUUGGGAAGAUACAGAGUUUUUCUGAAGGAGUUCUGGUUUCAAAUGUUGGUAGUGGUGUGAUCUGUAAACCACAGAUCUAAAGCUCGGUAGAUGAAUUUCUUGUGUAUAGUUGGUGUAAAUUUUGGGCACUGAAUGUGUUGACAACUGAAUUUCUAUUGUCUUAUUUUGAGGGAUUCUUAACUUGUAUGCAACCAAGGUCUCUUUUGAAAUAGUGUUAAUAAGAAUGCUCUAAUGUUUUCUCAGUAUUAUCUGCAGUAUUUUUAACCUGUGUGUUUGGAUUCAUGAAGUGAACAUGGAUGGAAAGAACAGUGGGAAACGUGUGAAUGGUGUUUAAGUGCUGCAGGUAUGCUCGGGAAGGUUAGGACCUAUCUGUAAAAGUAUGAUUGGGAUAGAGCAUAUGUUUCCUCUGUACGAUGUCUGCUUUAAACAGAUUAAUUUUUCCAACGUUAUUUCGACGGAUAGGUCACAGCAUACAAUAUCAAUGCAGUUUUCCACCGAGUGGGGUUGCCUUUGUACUAGGAGUAAAGAUUUUUAGAGGGUAUGUUUUAUAAAGUACUAUUGAAUUGCAAAUGCCUCUCAAUUCUUAGUUGUUGAACUUUUACUGAGUAAUAAUCAUAUUAUCUACCUAUGUUAUAGUCUUCAUUAAGUUCCUUUUUUAAAAUAAAAAAAAUUUAUUGUUUUUCCAUAUUUUUGUUGUAAUUUUAUUAUGAAAAUAAAAUGUUUGCAAGUAGGGUGCAUAGUAAAAAAAAAUAACCUUUACUUGAACUAAUUUAAGUAGAAUAUGAAAACUGUCAUUUUAUUAAAAUAUGUACACACUUCAUCAGAUGCUGUGUCAUUUCAUGUCUGUAUACGUUCAGUUAAAAGUGCCGUUGUCUUGCUAAAUAGGUCAGUAAGAUGAACAAAUGUGCAACUGAGUCUUGUGAAAUAAAUAAUCAAAAAACAAUUCUUAUAUUAUAUUCCAUUCUAAUGAUUAUGGCAUGUAAAUUUUGUUUCGAUGUUGUGACUGAUCGCAGUUUAUGUUGUGUGUUUUAUUACUCUGCUUGAAAGCAUUAAUGUAUUUGAUGCAAUAAUUGUACCUUUGUGUGUGAGGUUCUGGUUUAGUGACUGAGAGAGACUUUAUUAGUGGAAGAGUGGUCCAAGGACAAUGAGAGUGAUGCUAGUCAUCAGGAAUAUAAUUUUAAAUUAUUUUAACAAACCUUUAUUUUAAAAUAACUUAACAUUGAAAUGCUGCUAAUGAAUUUGUUGUGUUCAGUGAAUAGCAUUCCAUUGAAUGUACACAAGUAUGUAAGUGAUAAUAUAUAAGCCUUGUAAAUUAUUAAGCAUGGGGGAAAAACAUUGCUUCUAAGAUGCACUAUUUUAUAGUUUCUAUAUAAGAAAAAUAAAACUUAAAAUUUUUAAAAUACUUCAAUGUGAUAGUGUUGCUGCAUACCAUCUUAUGCAUGAAAACACUUAUUUUUCUUCAUAACUAAGAGCACACUUGCCUACCUAACUGCACGUCAUGAGCCACUGUGCCACUGUUAUAUAAGCUGGUGUAGAAUAUCACAUAAUAGAAAAUAUAUUUGAAAACUCUCAUUCCAUUUACACUUUGAGAAAACUGACAUGAAUAUCGUGCUAUAUUUAUCUACCCUUUUCUCGGAGCUGAAACCAUCACAAUUGAAAAGUGCAUCUUGGAAAAAAGUUAAUAAUGUACAUUUUUUUCCUGCCGUGCUGUACAUUAAGUAACAUGUUUGAAUCAUGAUUGCAUCUACAGGAAGUACCUACCACAAAAAUAUGACGAUCUCAUUUCACACCCAUAGUUACUGUAUGAUAUUCGUGAGUAAUGUGAACUAGAAGCGAGCAAGAACUUAUUUUUUGAGCUGCACAAUUGGCUGUGGAGUGGAAAAUAAUUUGUUGUAUUGCUUGUCAUAGAUAUCUAAUUUGAAAACAGAUACAGUGUUUAGUAAUAUGAAUAAAAUAUCUUUGUAAAUACUGUAGUUCAGGUAAUGCUUAUAUAACUCACAUUGAAAAUAAAAAGUAGUUGUCUAUA
This is a messenger RNA of Bacillus rossius redtenbacheri, 8021 nucleotides long. RefSeq names its product arfaptin-2 (gene Arfip). Bases 116 to 1132 code for a protein of 338 amino acids. The transcript has 8 exons. NCBI's taxonomy places the organism in Eukaryota, Metazoa, Arthropoda, Insecta, Phasmatodea, Bacillidae. Gene Ontology annotation, cellular component: trans-Golgi network membrane. Gene Ontology annotation, biological process: regulation of Arp2/3 complex-mediated actin nucleation; intracellular protein transport. The record is from RefSeq and is a predicted model, not a curated record. Gene Ontology annotation, molecular function: phospholipid binding; protein domain specific binding.